Messenger RNA from Peromyscus leucopus (white-footed mouse), 525 nucleotides. RefSeq names its product SNW domain-containing protein 1-like. Gene Ontology annotation, biological process: mRNA splicing, via spliceosome. The transcript is spliced from 3 exons. Gene Ontology annotation, cellular component: spliceosomal complex. Lineage: Eukaryota; Metazoa; Chordata; Mammalia; Rodentia; Cricetidae. The record is from RefSeq and is a predicted model, not a curated record. The annotation marks the transcript as partial.
AGAGGCCAGCAUAAUUCCCGCUCAAAGAACUACAAAGUCCAUAGGGCCUUUCGGCCAGAGCGCCUGCGCAGUGAGCACUUCUUCCAUUGUGUUCCUCGUUCCCGGGCAAGACCCGCCCCGCGACGCUGUGGCUUGCGCUGGAAGAAGCGGAAGAAGAUGGCGCUCACCAGCUUUUUACCUGCGCCCACUCAGCUAUCUCAGGACCAACUUGAAGCUGAAGAAAGAGCAAGAUCUCAGAGAUCGCGGCAGACCUCGCUGGUCUCCUCUCGAAGGGAGCCUCCCCCAUACGGAUACCGGAAAGGCUGGAUUCCGCGCUUGUUAGAAGAUUUUGGAGAUGGAGGUGCUUUCCCAGAAAUCCAUGUGGCCCAGUAUCCACUGGAUAUGGGGCGAAAGAAAAAAAUGUCGAAUGCCCUGGCCAUUCAGGUGGACCCUGAAGGGAAGAUUAAAUACGAUGCAAUUGCGCGACAGGGGCAGUCCAAAGACAAGGUAACCUCUCACUGGUUUCGUUGAUUUGUUUUGGGGUUU